CUACAGACACGCAUGGGACAGGUUGUCAACGGUUCCGCACUGCACUCGAACAGAAGUCGAUAGAGCUAAAUACGUACUCGUACAUUUUGGGGGAUUGGCAAUCUAGUUGGAUCACCUAAAUGCUGGAAACCAGCUGUCCAAGUUUGACUGCUGAUCAUGUUUUGGCCAAAACAUUACACGGGCUCUACUAGCCUCUGGCUGCUGCUGCUCCUCAGCCUGCUCUACACAGAAAAUGCAACCACUUUCGUUGUGCCACAGGAACUACCAACCUUAUUAUCCUUAGUAUACUCCAACAUACCACCGAUUAAGAAAGGAACCGAUUCACGUCUUGGCUUUGGUUUUCGUCUUGGCGAAAAUGCCGAUUUCCAAGUGCUCGUCGAGUUGGGGCCCCAGAAGCAGACGAAACCCAUUGGGGAGCCCAGCAAAGAUGAUCAAUCGUUCAGCAAACGUCAGGUGACUCCCACCGAACAAAAGGCCUUGUUGCGCCAGCAUUACCGCCAACAACUGAAGGAGGAGGCCGAGAGAUUAAUGACCUCCACUGAGCGAAAUGGGGCCAUCUGGCUGGAGAACUGGUCGAACGGCAUGAAACCGCAAAAGCCCAAAGCGAAGGGUAGUGCAAGGCGUCCCGUGGAAGAAAGCCAGGUCCCCAACCUUCCGCAGCAGACACAAUUUCAAGAGAAUGCCAUGCAACAGCUGCAACAGCUAUACAAGAUGGCCACCAGCAGUAGCACCACUGCGUCCCUCCGUCCUAUGCAGUUAUGUAGUUCCCUCAAAUUAGGAGGCCCCAGUGGGUUCAAAUUACCACCGCCCGCGCUUAAGCAGGACUCCAACUCCCUGAGUAUUACUGGUCCGGCGAGGAGCCAGAGCGAAAUCACAAAGGAGCUAAUGGAUGUCAGCAUGGAGACGGAGGCUUAGGUUGUGCAAUUUUCUAGGUACUAAUUGAUUAUAUUACCAUUUAUGUAGGCAUGCAUGUGAGCUUAGGCAAUCUGUAAGUAGUGAGUGGCUUAGCAAAUUCUCUGUAAAUAAACACAAAUCUAAACAAAACGAGAAGGAACAUAUGAGUCGC
Drosophila obscura is the source of this 1066-nucleotide messenger RNA. RefSeq lists its product as uncharacterized. NCBI's taxonomy places the organism in Eukaryota, Metazoa, Arthropoda, Insecta, Diptera, Drosophilidae. The record is from RefSeq and is a predicted model, not a curated record.